Molecule: messenger RNA, 384 nt
Organism: Eimeria mitis
Lineage: Eukaryota; Apicomplexa; Conoidasida; Eucoccidiorida; Eimeriidae
Exons: 1
Coding region: 1-384 (127 amino acids)
Source: RefSeq, a predicted model, not a curated record
AUGGCUUUAUGCAGCACCCCAAAGGCAGCAGGCAGACUCUCCUCAGCUGCCUGCAGCAGCAGCAGCAGCAGCAGCAGCAGCAACAGUAGCAGUGAGAGUAGCGGCAGAAGAAGCAGCAGAAACAGGAGUGGCAGCAACGGAGAGAAGGGCCAGCAAGAAGCAGAAGCAGCAGAAGCAGCAGCAGCAGCAGCAGCAACAGCAGCGGCAGCAGCAGCAGCAGCAACAGCAGCAGCAGCAGCAGCAGCAAAGCAGCAGCAGCAACAGCAGCAGCAGCAGCAGCAGCAACAGCAGCAACAGCAGCAGCAGCAGCAGCAGCAAGAUCUUUUCAACGGCUGGAGAUAUUCUUGCCGUUCCCAGACCAACUACAACCCCAUAAGACAUUAG